GCGCUCUCUGAUUGGCCGACCUGCUUCCUGUUUCCCGUCGUGCCUAUCCACACACGUGAAGGUCAGCUCUCAGUCAUUCAAAAUUAAAAUACUACCCGUACAGUUUGUCCUGCUGAAAUAUGGAAGGCCAGGGAGCGACAGCGGACCCGCAGCUCCAGCACUUCAUCGAAAUCGAGUCUCAGAAGCAGAGGUUCCAGCAGCUGGUGCACCAGAUGACCGAGGUCUGCUGGGAGAAAUGCAUGGAUAAACCCGGGCCGAAGCUCGACUCCAGGACAGAGGUGUGCUUCGUCAACUGUGUAGAGCGAUUUAUCGACACCAGCCAGUUCAUCCUCAACAGGCUGGAGCAGACCCAAAGGAGUAGGGGCUCAUUCUCAGAGACAAUGUCAGACUAAAGCUGUCACUGAAAGGACUUGAUGAGACAGAGAUCACCCAGCCGCUGAUCCGAGACCUGGCCCCUCUUGGUCCUGCCAGCCUACAGUAUGGUGCAAUAUGAGAGCUGCUCAUUAACCUGGAGAAAGGAACAAUAAUAAGUGUUACUUUUGAUACAAGUGCCUCAGGUUAACACCGUGUGUUGUGUCACCGUGACUUCUGCAGAAGUCUUGGGUUUGAUUUGUCCUUUCAGUGGGGUGAGACCGCGCUCAGAAAUUUAAAUGUGGUCAGUUGCUUGUAAUGACUUCAUGUUGAUUUCAGCUCAUUGGGAUUAUAGUCCAUUCACCCAGUCAUAUUGUCAAAAUGUGUUGGAGUGUCUCGGUGUACCCUACAGCAACUAGGCAGUAAAGUGAGGAGAGAUCCAAACAUCUGGGACACUGAAUUUACCUCCUGUUGCUGACAGCCAUACCACAUCCUGUUGCAGUUUAAGUGGAAAAAUGGUCAUCUUGACUGAGAAGAGGCAUGGCUUCAUGGCUACAGGUUUUGAAUUGUACAUAUGCAAUAAAGAAUAUGCCAACUAA
This is a messenger RNA of Myripristis murdjan (pinecone soldierfish), 950 nucleotides long. RefSeq names its product translocase of inner mitochondrial membrane 8 homolog A (yeast) (gene timm8a). The coding region runs from base 120 to 392 and encodes 90 amino acids. NCBI's taxonomy places the organism in Eukaryota, Metazoa, Chordata, Actinopteri, Holocentriformes, Holocentridae. The record is from RefSeq and is a predicted model, not a curated record. The transcript has 2 exons.